UUACUUUUGUCAGAACAUUUGCUGCUUUUCCGCUUAUUCAGUGAUGCGUAACGCUUUUUGGUCAUGCAGAGCUAAACAAAACCCAAGUGGUUUGCGGAGAUUGUGCAGUUGACUGCUCAUCGGAGAACAUGAACAAGACGCUUAGAAAGUCGCAAUCUCUGCACUGCUGCUCUAUCCUGGAGGUGAAAAGUAAAUAUGGUGCAGAAUUCAGGAGGUUUUCCCUUGAUCGUUCUGACCCUGGGAAAUACAGAGAUUUCCACCGACUCGUUCUGCGUUUACAUCACUUAUGGCAAAUGGACGUCCUUAUCGGAUAUGCGGAUGUUCAUGGAGAACUGUUGCCCAUCAAUAAUGAUGACAACUUUUGGAAAGCCGUGACCUCCACACAAUCUUUACUGCGCAUCUUUAUUCAGCUGCAAGAUGAAGCUGAGCAGUGUAUCAUUGGAGUCGACGGCAUGUUAAAGCGAAAGAAAUCUCCAUCAGCAUUCUGGGGCGACGUCAGCCACAGAAAAUCUCAGUUUCAGAUCAGCAUGCCACACAACUUCCGCCCCGUUUCUUCCAUCAUUGAUGUGGACAUCCUACCAGAAUGCCACAGAAGAGUCCGCCUCUACCACCAGGGCUCGGACAGACCUCUAGGGUUUUACAUUCGUGAUGGUACUACUGUUAGAGUUACUCCUUUCGGCUUAAAAAAAGUGCCGGGGAUCUUCAUCUCACGCAUAGUACCCGGCGGACUGGCCGAGAGCACUGGACUUCUGGCCAUCAAUGAUCAGGUUUUGGAGGUGAAUGGUAUUGAUGUAAUGGGAAAGUCUUUGGACCAGGUGACUGACAUGAUGAUUGCCAACAGUCACAACCUCAUUAUCACUGUAAAACCCGCAAACCAGCAUAACAACAUAAGACGAAAAAGCUGCUGUUCCUCAAGACACUUUCUUGAUAACACGGACUCUGUAAGCUACCCAGGGCUACCAAUGAUAAUGAAAGCUUACGGCUUGACAGUUAAUGGGUCUGAGAGUGAAGAAGAUGCAGAUGUGAUUGUCGAGAGGGCCAUCAAAUACACUUCCCGGCACUCCAGUGCUUCAACGGCCUCUUAUACUUCUCAUCCACAUGUUUAUACUUCUCACAAGCCCCACGUUUUUGCUAGACAACCCAACUCAUUAAUUUCUGCAGCCGCCUAUCACUCUCAGCCUUGCCUCAACUAUACAGCUCACGGUGAGCAAGACCUCCCACUUCACAGGCAUCAGACCCCCCAAAAGCAUUAUGGCUAUAAACCGUCCAUCAGACAGGGAGGUUCGAGCUGUAGCACCCAUGACCUUCUAAGCACAUGGCACAUAGAUGUGAGUCAACAUUUAAUGUUGCACCAGGUAGAAAUGGAGGAAGAUGGAAUUGUUGUCAUUUUGUGAGGACAUUGUGUAACUAUACCACCCAUGUUAACUUUACCCUGCACUUUACACUUAAAGGGAUAGUUAACCCAAAAAGAAAAAAAAUCUGUCAUCAUUUACUCAACCUCAAGUUGUUCCAAACCUGUAUCAAAUUCUUUGUUCUGUUGAACACAAAGAAAGAUAUUUAGCAACAAUGGGGCACCAUUGACUACCAUAGUAUAAAAUAAUUAAAUGGUUGUCAAAGGUGCCCCAGAACUGUUUGUUUUCCUAAAUUCUUCAAAAUAUCUUCUUUUGUGUUCAACAGAACAAAGAAAUUAUGCAAUAUUUUUCUACUAUGGUAGUCAAUGGUGCCCCAGAAACCUCAGUGGCUAACAUUCUUCCAAAUAUCUUCCUUUGUGUUCAACCAAACAAGCGUGAGUGAGAUUCAUGACAGAAUUUUCAUUUUUGGGUGAACUAUCCCUUUAAAACAGUGGUCACCAACCCUGCUCCUGGAGAUCGACCGUCCUGAAGAUUUCAGCUCUAACCCCAAUCAAACACACCUGAACUAUCUAAUCAAGGUGUUCAGGUUUGCUUGAUAAUUACAGACAGGUGUGCUGAAGCAGGGUUGGAGCUGCAGUCUGCAGGACGGUCGAUCUCCAGGAACAGGGUAGGUGACCACUGCUUUAAAACAUAAGAUUUUAAUUUUCCCUCCAGACCUAGAAACAUAGUGAUAUGGGUUUUCAAUGACAGUGGUAACCCUGCUUUUUGCAUGUCACUUAAGUUUAACAUUACUAUAAAUAUUACACUAAGUUUUAAGAUUAUUGCAGGUUCAAAUGUAACACUGUACAUUGUAGUGCAAAUAACAUUAGGCACCACAUGAGAAAUCUGUUCAUCUUAAAUACUAUAAUAGACUGAAGACAUUCACAAUAUGUAUUUAUUUGACUGUUUAAAUGUCACCACUAAAUAAAAGCUUAAAUAUUACAUGAAUG
This is a messenger RNA of Triplophysa rosa, 2341 nucleotides long. It is a transcript of the gene pard6ga, whose product is annotated as par-6 family cell polarity regulator gamma a. Gene Ontology annotation, biological process: centrosome cycle; establishment or maintenance of cell polarity; regulation of cellular localization. Gene Ontology annotation, cellular component: nucleus; cell cortex; apical plasma membrane. The transcript has 3 exons. The coding region runs from base 129 to 1394 and encodes 421 amino acids. Gene Ontology annotation, molecular function: protein kinase C binding. NCBI's taxonomy places the organism in Eukaryota, Metazoa, Chordata, Actinopteri, Cypriniformes, Nemacheilidae. The record is from RefSeq and is a predicted model, not a curated record.